This is a messenger RNA of Gekko japonicus, 2313 nucleotides long. Its product is annotated as fatty acid desaturase 1-like. Gene Ontology annotation, molecular function: oxidoreductase activity, acting on paired donors, with oxidation of a pair of donors resulting in the reduction of molecular oxygen to two molecules of water. Lineage: Eukaryota; Metazoa; Chordata; Lepidosauria; Squamata; Gekkonidae. The record is from RefSeq and is a predicted model, not a curated record. Bases 152 to 1501 code for a protein of 449 amino acids. Gene Ontology annotation, cellular component: membrane. The transcript has 12 exons. Gene Ontology annotation, biological process: lipid metabolic process.
CUGGAAACAGUUGGAUGUUUUGUGGCUGGUAGAAGGCAUCUUCUGCUCUUCGGUUGAGUGGUGGCAUGAAGUUGGUAGAGUUUACAACAGCUAAAUAGCAUCCAGCUGAGCAGCAUAAAAGGGAGAAGAAGCUCAUUACUGGAUAUACAGAAUGCCUCCACAGUCAGAACCUACACAGGUUAAACCAGAAAAUGCUGUCAGUGUUCCACAGCUGUUUACCUGGGAAGAUAUUGCAAUUCACUCUGGUCAGGGGUCUUCCAAGCAGGACCAAUGGCUGGUCAUCAACAGGAAGGUUUAUGAUAUCAGCAAUUUCUACCGGAAGCAUCCAGGAGGAAGCCGUGUCAUCAGCCACUUUGCAGGACAAGAUGCUACGGAUGCCUUCUCAGCUUUUCACAAGAAUGAAGCUUUAGUGAAGAAAUACUUGAACUCACUGCUAAUUGGAGAGCUGGCACCAGAUCAGCCUUGUUGUGAGCCCAGCAAAAAUGAGUUGCUGUUAAAGGAUUUUCGUGAUCUCUAUGAUACUGUCAAGAAGAUGGGACUCAUGAAUUCCAAUUAUCUCUUCUUUGCCCUCAUGGUCCUACACAUCAUUCUGUUGGACUUUGCCACCUGGAUCAUUAUCUACUACUUUGGAACUUCCUGGAUGCCUUUUAUUUUUAGUGUGAUGACAUAUACAACUGCUCAGAUCCAGUAUGGUUGGCUCCAACAUGAUCUGGGGCAUAUCUCAGUGUUCCCGAGCACCAAAUGGAACCGGUGGUUUCACAUGGUUGUGAUGGGUCUCCUUCAGGGUGGACCACCUAGCUGGUGGAACCAUAUGCACAACCAGCACCACGCCAAACCCAAUUGCUACCGCAAGGACCCGGAUCUCAAUAUGCAUCCCCUCCUGUUCAGCCUGGGGAAGCCACUCUCUUGGGAGCUUGGGAAAAUGAAGAAAAAGUCUUUGCCUUAUAACCACCAGCACAAGUACUUCAGCGUGGUUGCUCCGGGCGCACUUGUCCCUUUCUUUCAACUGAUUACAUUCUACUUCGUAUAUACGAGGAAAAAAUGGCUGGAGCUUCUCUUCAUGUUGAUGUUCUAUGUCCGCAUCUCUCUCAUGUAUCUUCCUUUAAUGGGAUUUAAGACCUUCAUGGCACACUACUGGACAGUCAGGUUCCUGCAAGCUUGUUGGUUCAUCUGGGUCUCACAAAUGAACCAUAUCCCAAUGCACAUUGACUACGACAAGAAUUUGGACUGGGUCUCGGCUCAGCUGGCAGCAACGUGUAAUGUGGAACAGUCUUGGUUCAAUGACUGGUAUACCGGACACUUGAAUUUCCAGAUUGAACACCAUCUCUUUCCCAUGAUGCCUCGACACAACUACUGGAAGGUGGCCCCUCUGGUGAAAUCCCUGUGUGCCAAGCAUGGUGUUGACUACCAGUGCAAGUCCCUGCUCGCUGCCUUUGCAGACAUUUUACACUGUCUAAAGGAGUCAGGAGACACCUGGCUUGAAGCCUAUUUACAUGCAUAAGAAAAGGACAGAUCUUCAAAAAGGAUAAUCUUUUUCAUACUACUGCUACCACAGAGCUCCAGCAUUUGGGGGGGAAGGCAGGCCUGGCUUUGAACUCAUCACACCAUGAAUGAAGAGCUUCCUCUUCAAUAGCUGAGACUUGAUCUAACCACUGGACCCUGUUGCCUAACAAUGAGAUAUUAGGAACAAGUCAGGCAGGGAAUGGACUUUGUUUUGGGAUAAGAAGCUACUUUGUUUUGCCUUCGGGUAGAUUCCAUGAGUUCCUUUCCAACUGGAAUUAUUUGGGGGCUUCAGUUGUCUGGGAAUUAUUAAAAGCUAGUGUGGUGUAGUUGUUAUAGUGUAAAUGAAGUUUGGGGAGACCCAAGGUCCAAAUCCCCAGUUGCCAUGAAACUCACUGGAAGACUUUGGGGUCAAGUAGUUUUUCACAAUCUAACCUAUAUCACAGGACUGUUGUGAAUAUUAAAUGGAGGACGUGGGCACCAUAUAUGACCUCCUGACCUCAUUGAAGGAAGGGUGAGAUAAAAAUGUAAUAUAUAAAUAAAGUUUUGGAAUGGAAAUGUUGUGCGUCUAGUUCUAAUAUGGCACAAGCUAAUGGGGAAAGGACGUUUCUUUGAGAAGAGGUGAAAGCAACCUCCGGGUUUUGGGGUUUUUUUUUUUCCUGCUUGCCCAUUGUUAAAUGGGCAAGGUUUAUUAGUUUUUUAAAGAGUUAUAUAAAACAAAAGAAAAAGAGCAAUACACUUCAAAAAUAUCCAGCCAACGUCUCGUUCAUAACAUCUUUAGAUACAUAAUUCCCUUUAUUCCUUUGUUAAUCU